Messenger RNA from Prorocentrum cordatum, 1376 nucleotides. NCBI's taxonomy places the organism in Eukaryota, Dinophyceae, Prorocentrales, Prorocentraceae. The record is from the annotation of a GenBank genome assembly.
AUUUCCCAUCGGGGCCCGUUGCGGCCGUUGGCCCUCCACGAGCCUCUUGCACAGCUCCAAGACCACAUCGGCCUCUACCUGGCCCCACCGGCGCUGGUGGUCGCCAGCGCCGGCUGUUGCCCUGCCAGCUUCUGGCUAGCCCCUAUCCUCUCAGGUUGCCGUCACUGCUGGUUGCCACCGCUAUUCCGUUGUCGCCGAUUCCGGUAUCCACCAGGAGCCCCCGCUUGCCAAUGGCUGGCCUCACAAACAUUGGUUGCCGCCAGAUCUGGUUGCUGCCGCCAGGCCCGUCAGACUCUCCCUGGAGUCCACGCGCAGGUAUCGUGCUCAGUGUGUGCGUGUGCGUGUUGGCAACACGUUCUUGCACGUGUGCGCACGUUCGUAACCAUGAUGGCUGGCGAUUCCCCGAUAUUUCCCAGUCCAGUCUUCCCCCCUCCCUCUCCCACCCCUCACUCGGGGCCGAGGAAGAGGGGUGAGAAGAUGGGGCCGAUAUUACACGACCGGGGCCAUGCAGUUCUCUCAGAUGCCAUGGCCCCCUCCUUUCUCUUCCAGCAAAUCUCCUGCACCCCCCUUCGCCCGCACAUGCCUCUGGCCAUGGUGCGCUAACCCCCCUCUUGCUGGCCCUCCUCUCUCGCGGACCCGACUCACCUCCGUCGGCGGCGAAGAGCUAAGGACACCAAUCAGAGCGACACGAUCUCGUUCCUGGAGUUCGCGCGAGCCUUCCAGAAGCGGCAGCCGACGGGCGCGGCGGGAACGAGGCGCGCGGAGGACCGACGACCUGCCCCUCGCGCACAACGUGUGGUCGGCCUCGAUCUUCGUGCACCGCUCGGCCCUGGUCCACUGCUGCCGCCUGAUGGACGCCGCCGGCUCAGGCCACGUGUCCACGAGGAACUUUCUGUCCGCGGUCGAGGCUCUCGGCCUCAUCCUCGGUCGCCCCUUCACUGCGGGCGACUUGCUGGAGCUCGAGAAGAGCAUCGGCGACACCCUCAUGGACCCAAGGGGGGAUUACCAGUCGGCCCUCAACGACUUCAGUGUCUCCUUCGACUCCCACCUCGCCACGCGCAUGACGCAGUCCGUCAUGAUGCCCUUCUGACGGCGUUCGCGGUGCCAUCGCCGGCGUUCGAAGCCAGGCGAAGCCGCGGAAUCGUGUGUCGAGAGGAUCGAAUUGGUGCCGUGUGGCCCGCGGGUUGUGUGCUCUCAAUCGCGCCGUGGGAACGGGCCACCAAAGUCAAAUAAACAUCGAUUAUCUACGCGAGCUGGCGUGCACACUCAGGAGUUGCUCGACGUGGUCCGCACCACCUGUCGCUGAGAGCGCGCACUUCCCCGCCUCAGCACAGCAAAUCGGGCCGUGACGAGGCCCGGCUAGUUGCGGAGCGGAG